AACAAGUUUUCAUUUCAGACUUUUAACAAAUGGUCCAAGUAUAAAUCCCGUAAACCGUUGGUGCUGUAGUCUCAAAUCUGAUAAUCAAAAUAAAGAUUACUCAGCUUUAAAUUUAUUUUGCUAUUAUAGAUAUUUGCUUACAGAUUUCGUGUGAGAGUGUGAAUAUUUUGUUCCUAGUCCUCUAAAUACAAGAAGAAUGACUUUCUCCAUGACUGAGAUGGAUCAAUCUCAUCGAAUAAAGAUGGAAGAGGAGGAGGAGGAGGAUACUCCAGUUUUAUCUAUUAAAGAACAGGAGGAAGAGAAGAAAAAAGCAAAAAAGAGACAAUCAAGAAAUGAUGAUAUUGCUCUUGUUGUCUGUAUGGUGAUUCUAGUCUUACUUACUGUUCUCACAGUCAUAUUUAAGAUUAUGUUUAUCGACCCUGCACCGGAUCCUAAUCAGGUCACCUUUAAGCCUCUGAAACAGAACGUGAAUUCGGUUGAAAUGUAUGCUGGAAUGGGAUACCUGCCUUGUAAUGGAUAUGUACCUUGUCAACCAGAUCAUUUGUCAAAAAAAGAUCUUGAAGAGAGAAUGAAGGACGCUUUACCCUGUCAUGAUUACAAUGGGAUGGGAGAUGGUCCUGAAGGUUGCUGGUAGAACUAAAUUAGGGAAUUGGUUUUCAUUUAAUAAGGGAGCGUACACGUAAAUUCAAGUUACCAUCCAUGUGCAGAGUGUCAAGUCCGAUUAACAACAGUACGCUUUGAGGGAUUUAUUCUUAUUUUAACCGCAUACAAGUUUGUAUUGGUUAUAAUUGGAUUUCAUAUUUAAUAUAUAAUAUUGCACACUUUAGUUUCUUGGCAAAGUUUCCACAUGUUAAUCAUUAAAUUGUUAAAAUUAUGUCAAUAAUCUCUUUUAAGAUCAUUUUACUAAAGUUUUUUUUCUUGAUUAUUAGCAUUUCUUUAGGUUCCGAUUUUAAAUAUUUUCUUCCACUUCCAAUGCUACAUUGGACCAUGCAAAAUCUUCGAAAGAUACCAAUUUAUUUUUUAUUUUUUUAUAAAUAUUAAUUCAGGCCGGCGUUUUAUUCCAAAAAUGAAGUAUCAAAAAAAAAUCGUGAGAAAAUUAAUAAAAAUUAAUUACUGCAUUGUGAUCUAUGAGUACAAAGCUCCGCUCAAUUUUGUAUGACUGCAUGUACCAGUAGUUCGUAAUUAAAUUAUUUAUGUACAAUGUACAUUACAUAAACAUUUUGCAUGCUAAUUCUAUAUAGUAAACAUUUUAAAGUGCAUACACAGAAACCAUUAAUGUAAAUUUUCUCUUUUAGUGCAAGCUAAAUAUUUUGACACAAUUUUGAUACUAAACAAAAAAUAGUGUGUCAAAUAAUUUGGCUUUAGUUAAACAACCCGAUAUAUAAAUAUGCAUGAAGUUUAAAGAAAUUGCAUCCGACCUUAAACCUUUAAUUUAUGCAAGAAUAUUGACCCAUUAGAAACUUAACUUCUUCUACUUAAUAUCUUUUAUUUUUAUAUUAUUUUUUGAAAUCCCCAAAACUUUACCUUUUUUCUUUAGGUUAUGUACGUGCCGGAUUUAAAGAUUAGAGUUUAAAGGAAGUGUUCGCAAAAAAAUGAAAGGGGUGUGAGUCGUUUUUAACAAUUUUCUCCUUAUAGACGCAUUAGAU
Molecule: messenger RNA, 1646 nt
Organism: Eurytemora carolleeae
Lineage: Eukaryota; Metazoa; Arthropoda; Copepoda; Calanoida; Temoridae
Exons: 7
Coding region: 197-634 (145 amino acids)
Source: RefSeq, a predicted model, not a curated record